Anopheles nili is the source of this 1016-nucleotide messenger RNA. Its product is annotated as protein THEM6-like. The transcript has 2 exons. The record is from RefSeq and is a predicted model, not a curated record. NCBI's taxonomy places the organism in Eukaryota, Metazoa, Arthropoda, Insecta, Diptera, Culicidae. Bases 1 to 573 code for a protein of 190 amino acids.
AUGUGGUCGCUGGUAGGAUGCGUGGCUCUACUUUACGCCUUGUGCGAUGUGAAUUACUUCAUCCGGACGUUCUGCAGCUUGUUGCACGUGAUGCUGGUGCCGGGGAGAAUCAAAGUUACGGACACACGAUCUACGGUGAGUUUCUGUACGACGCAGGACGUUGAUUUCCUGCUGAAUCACAUGAACAACGGGCGGUACCUGCGUGAGCUGGACUUUUGCCGAUUCUACUGGUACGGGCGGACGCGUUUCUGGCCGCUCACAAAUGCAAAGAACUUGCUGCAGGGCGAGUGUAUGGUGCGUUACCGACGCAUGUUGCCCAUCUUCAAGCCGUACAAGGUGGAAACGCAGCUCGUCUGGUGGGACCAACAGUCGAUCUUUUUCGAGCAUAAGUUCAUCACGCUGCAUGACGGAUUUGUCCGCACGGUGGCGUAUACGCGCCAACGCGCUAUCGGCACCGAUCUGCUCGAGUAUGUCAAGCAGUUCCCGGAGUGCCGGGACAGACCAACCCAACCAGCCGUGUUGAAGAGCUGGAUCGAAGCCAACGAAGCGAGCAGUCAGCAGUUACGGAAGUGAACCAAGCAGCACCUUCGUUCGCGCUUGGUACGUCUGUUUACGAUCGCACUUUCUUCGAUCUCUCUUUCGUUACCUCGAUCGCACGCGUAGUGUGUGCGUUGCGAUCGCGAUGAACGCACACCACCCUAUGGCCGACAGUGGACAGUGGAAAACGAUCAGCCAGUCAGCAGCAGGUUUUCAUCGUGGCAUAUCGAUCGCAUAAAGUGCUGAGCACCAUCGUAUAUCUAGUCGUUUCAAAACAGUACCCCUUGGCGUGUGCGUGUACCUUCGUAGUUAAAAGUUACGGUAAGCUUACGGGUAGCAUUUUUUCUUGUGUAUUAUCGUAUCGCCGUGAAAAGGGCUGUGCGGAUCUGCGUGCUUUGUAAGUUUCGUAUUGCAAAUCGAAGAACAGGGCAACCACUAAGUGUUAUGUCUGAAAUCCAAGCAACCCUUGACACGGAAGU